Brassica napus (rape) is the source of this 2176-nucleotide messenger RNA. RefSeq names its product heavy metal-associated isoprenylated plant protein 34-like. The coding region runs from base 282 to 1967 and encodes 561 amino acids. The record is from RefSeq and is a predicted model, not a curated record. Gene Ontology annotation, molecular function: metal ion binding. The transcript is spliced from 3 exons. Lineage: Eukaryota; Viridiplantae; Streptophyta; Magnoliopsida; Brassicales; Brassicaceae.
ACCGCUCUCUUUUACAGGCGUAGAAAAUAAGAAACCCUGAAACAGAGAGAUUAAAACAAGACACAAGUGUUCAGUGUGUUUUUAAUCUCUGUAUCUCUCUCUCUUUCUCCGUCUCUGUCCUUGAGCAACAACAACCGCCUUUAUUACACAACAUACCCCCUUCUUAUAAUCUCUUAUCUACUACCCUCUUCUCUUCAAAAUAAGAGUUUCAGACAGAAACUCUCUCUCUCUCUCUCUAACCAUAGUUCUGUCUGUAAAAACCCACAAAUCUAAGAGAAGUUAUGAAUAAACAAGAUGUUAUGAAGCUUCAGACAUGUGUUCUGAAAGUGAACGUACACUGUGAAGGCUGUAAGCAUAAAGUGAAGAAACAGUUGCAGAAAAUCGAAGGAGUGUACUCUGUAAAAGCAGAUGUGGAACAGGGGAAAGUCACUGUCACAGGGAACGUUGACCCUGCUCUUCUCGUUAAGAAGCUGAGCAAGUCAGGGAAACACGCCGAGAUCAUAGGCGGUGGUGGUGGCGGAGGAGGAGGAAAAGGGUUUGCUAAUCUGAAUGGGCAGUUCGGUAAUCUCAGUAUGAGUGGAAACGGUAAGGGCAAAGGUGGAAAAGAGAGCAACCAAGGAAAGGGGAAAGGUAACGGUGGUGGUGGUGGUGGUCAGAAUCAAGGGCAUGGUCAACCAAUGCAGUUGACUCCUCAGCAGAUUCAACAGAUGAUGAUGAUGAAGGCUGCUCAAGGUGGUGGUGGUGGUGGGAAGGAUAUGAAGAUGAUGAUGCCUCCUGUGGGGUCUAAGGAUCAGAAGAAGUCUGUUAAGUUUGCUGAAGAAGAUGAUGAGUUUAGUGAUGAUGAUUAUGAUGAUGAGUUCAGUGAAGAUGAUUAUGAUGACGAUGAGUUCGAUGAGGAGGAUGAAAUGGGAGGACAUGGUCAUGGAGCAGGAGGAGGUAAUCAUCAUAUGCCUCCAAAUAAGAUGAUGAUGAUGCCUAACAAGAUGCCACAAAUGGGUCAGCAUGGUGGUGGGCCUAAGGGGCCUAAUGAGAUUAUGAUGAUGAUGAAUGGGUUCAAAGCCGGUGGUGGUGGUGGAGGAGCGGGGAAGAAAGGAGGCGGAGGAGGUGGUGGGUUUGAGAUUCCGGUGCAAAUGAAGGGAAUGGGUGAGGGUAAAAUGGGAAAAGAGGGAAAGAAAGGAGGUGAGAAGAGUAAGAAAGAAGGAAAAGAUAAAAAGGGAGGUGGGGGCAAAACGGGGAAAACAGAAGCCAAAAGUGGUGGUGGUGGCCUUCUAGGGUUUUUCAAAAAUGUUAAAAGUGGAAAAGGAGAUGAGAAGAAGGGAGGUGGUAAGAAAGAAGGUGGUGGUGGUGGGGGUGAUAAGGUAAAAUCCUCUGGUGGUGGGGGAGGAGGUGGAGUUCAUCAUUAUGAUAGUGGGCCUAAAAAGGGAGGAGGUAAAUCGAAAGGAGGAGCCCAUGGGGCCCAUGAUAUUGAAGAGCUCAUCAAACACAACAAAGCAGGCGGAGGAGGAGGUAACAAGGGGAAUCAUAAUCAUAGUGCUAAGGGGAUGGGUGGUCCAAUGGGUCCAGGAGGUCCCAUGGGUAUGAUGGGCCAAGGUGGUCCAAUGGGGAUGAUGGGUCAAGGUGGUCCAAUGGGACAUCAAGGCGGCGGCUCCUACCCGGCGGUACAAGGUUUGCCGAUGAGUGGAGGAGGAGGAUAUUAUCCACAACCACCUCAGGCAAAUCAUCAAAUGAACCAACAACAGUACAUGCAAAUGAUGAUGCACCAGCAGCAACAACAACAACAACAAGCUGCUGCAGCUCAUGGAGGAUAUGGUGGUGGUCACGGUGGAGACAUGUACCACCCGAUGAUGUAUGCUCGGCCAUAUCCAGCAGUGAAUUAUGCUCAUCCACCGCCAAUGCCGCCUCCACACUCGGGUCCUUAUACUGAUAUGUUCAGCGAUGAGAAUCCAGCUGGUUGUAGUAUCAUGUGAUCUUUGGUUAUGUUAAGUAGACAAACCUGAUCUGAAUAUGUUUUAUCUUAAUCUUAGGAGUCUUGUGUUAUUUUCUUCUUUGGAGCUGUCGUUUUCUUUUCUAACUCUGCCUAGGAUAUGAAUAAUUUCUUUUUUGGUGGCAUGAUGUUUAUAAUAUCUCGAGUUUGGUAAAAGAUGGUUACAAAGUAAGAUAUUUAUUUAGCUUUGUU